Molecule: messenger RNA, 1663 nt
Organism: Selaginella moellendorffii
Lineage: Eukaryota; Viridiplantae; Streptophyta; Lycopodiopsida; Selaginellales; Selaginellaceae
Exons: 11
Coding region: 12-1550 (512 amino acids)
Molecular function (GO): ATP binding
Source: RefSeq, a predicted model, not a curated record
AUUCUCUAUCAAUGGAAGGGAGCGCUAAUCUCGGUUUGGGUCUGCGGCGCCCCAGCUUCCAUGGAGCUCGGAAUAGCUCGAUCCGACAAGGACAAAGCUGCAGAGCCAAAACCGGAGCAAGCUUGUCUAUCCAUUACCCACAAGAGAUACAGUGCCGCAGCGCAUUUAACCCAACGUGGACACGAAGUCCCACUUGGACACGACGAGAUCUGCAGUCCCCACCGCUGACCCGAGGCUCGUUUCCCACCUGGACGCGACGAGAUCUGCAGUCCCCACUACUGACCCGAGAUGUACCCAAAGUUGGAAAUGGAUACACAAUGGCCAUCUUUUCAUCGCUUCCAGCAUGGCCUGCAUCCAUCCUGUCAUCAAUUCUGGCGUGGCUUGUUUCAUCGAUUCAAGUGUGGUUUACAUCACACAUCAUCGUGACUUGGCUUUGGUCACAACUCAAGAAAGUUAUGGAAACUUUGGCAACGUUUAUUCUUGCAGCCUGCGUAACACCAUUGGUUGUUGCAGUGGUCACCUUUUGUGCUCUCCAUCUGAAGGGUCCAUGUGGAGGUAAAGAAGAGAUUGAUCGUAAGGAAUACGCUCAAAAGAUUUUACAUGAGCUGGAAAUGAAUUCUGGGUACUUCUACUUCCUUUAUGGCAGCCAUGCCUCGGGAAAGUCGACGUUAAUAAAAAAGGCUCUCAGCUUGAAACAACGUGGCUACAUUUAUGUGCAUAUGCACGAAGGGGUGAACGUCCGAGACACGAGAGAAUGGCUAAGUGAAAAAAUCUUGCAACAACUACCCUUUGGAUUGCUUUGGAGCAAUGUCCUAUCCAAAGUCGACUUUUUCACUCGAAUUCUCCCAGGUGUUGCUUGGGUAUAUGGUUGUCUACAUGGCAAGACACCUAUCAUGCUGGUAGUGGAUGGUGUCACAGCUUUUGACGAUAAAUCCGAGGCCCUUCGUUCGAUCCUAGGAGUUGCCAAAUACGUCGCCGACAACAGGCUCGCGUCGUUUGUGAUUGUGGGAAGCGGAGGUGAGCUAGUGUACAUCUCUCGUAUAUCGAGUGCCUUGUCUCGAGCUAGAAUGUUACGAGUGGAGAGCGUUAGCAAGAAAAUCCUAGUGGAGUACAUCAUGAAGAAAUACAAGGAGCUGGAGAGUCGAGAGUCGGAGGUACACGAGCUAUUACGCUUGACAGGCUCAAAGAUCCUUAGCAUCAACCUCUGGGCACGAAUGCUUCUUCAUAAACCAAUCGAGCAGGUUAAAGCAGCAUACAUGGAAGAAGUAGUGUACCAUUGCUUCGCACGCGCAGGACUGCUCGAUCAAGAAAAUCGCCCGUGGGUGGUCAAGUUGCUGGAAGCACUUCGAGGCAACGGUGGGAGGUUGCACGUCAGAAAGCUACAGAAGAUUGUGCCGCUUUCCAAGGUGUUGCGAAUUAACAGUAGCAAUCUUUUCUCCAUCAAUGAAAAGCGAGAACUUUGUUUCGAAUCUGAAGUCUACAUGGACUAUGCAGAGGAAAUACUUGCAGAGGACUAUGCAGUGACUACAAACAUGAAAAAAACUGAGUAGAAAAGAACAGUAUUAAGUCCAACUGGUAGAGGUGAUUUUCGGUAUAGUGACUACAAGAAGUAGAGAAGACGGUGUUAAGUCUGACUGAGGCAAUUUUGGCUAUAGAUGCUAUA